CGAGAGUGGCUGUGCUGAUAGACCUCCUGCAAAAAGUACCGGACCAUAGAGGCAUUGACUUGCUCUCGACCAAUCGCAACCCAUCCCGGACUCGACUUGCAUAUUGUCUUCACUCGACAAACGACGAAAAUGCUGUCCCUCAAUUCCACCUCGAGCGCCCAGAAGCGACGCCAACUCCAUCGCCGACAACAAUCGCUCGAAGUGCCCCCUCCCCUGACCAACCCUCUUCCUGCCCUCACCCGAAAGACUACCCGACCAGCCAACGAGCAACAUCGACGAGGCCUCAGUCUCGACCAGAGUCUGGGUAGACUUGACUCGGCCACCGGAUUUCGCCCACUUCCCCCGCAGGACCAAACUCAGGACCAGGAACCAUUCCAAGGAACUUCGCCCAUACGGAUUCAACUGGACACCACUAACCUAGGACACCAACACCCACAGCAUUACGUGCAAGAAACGCAGCAGCACAGACCAGCCCAGCCGGGCUACCAGGCGCAGGACUUUCAGUCGCACCUCCAGCAGCAACUGAAAGGAAACAUCAACUCCCCCUCCACCCCCACCAUCAUCGCCCCCAUUCCCACUCAUCCCAACCAAGAACAAGCCCUCCAAGACCUCCAACAGCAUCUGGAGUGGUAUCAGAGCAACUUCGGUCAAUCACCGUCACCCGUUCCCGUCAUGCAGGCCGCUCCAGCUUUCACAGUCACUCCUCAGAUGACGACCAACAUGCAGAUGAACGCUGUCGAGGCCCAAGGCACACCGCACCAAUUCGUGGUCACCCUGCCGCAGACACCCGUCUCUCACAACCAGCCACGCACGGUCCCGAACACGCCUCAGCAGUACGUUCAGAACUGGCCCAGCCCUCCGGCGACAGCUCCAAAGCACCUUCGCAGCCAAAGCUUCCAACUGGACGUCGCCCCAAUGCCCAACUCACCGUACGGCCACGACUCGUUCACUGCCAGCACUGAUCACAUCUAUGGCUCUUCCGUCUACUCCUCUUCCAACGUCGACCCAGCGUCACCAGGCCGUAGCUACAAUGGAGCCUCAAUGCCCACGCUCUUUGAAGAGCCAGCGCAUCCAAUGCAUGGAGCACUGCUCCUCCAAGCCACCGGUGGAGCGUCCGACGACUUCAACAGCCCCAACUUCAUCGUCGGCAUGGGCUUGUCUCCUCACUCAGCGAUGAUGCAAAACAUGGGCGAAGACGUCAACGCCACCAUCGUCGACACUGGCGUUCCAGCGGAAGAAGUCGACAUGAACAUCUCUGCUCAGGACGAGAAGACCAAGAACUGGUACUGCCUCUACGAGCUUGACAAUGGCAAGACAUGCGGCAAAUCGUUCAAGCGCAAGGAGAACGCGCGCUCUCACGUCCAGAACCACAUGGGUGAUCGCCAAUUCCAAUGCAAUGACUGCGGCAAGACCUUCGUCCGUCAGCACGACAUGAAGCGCCACGCAGCCAUUCACAAAGACGACCGUCCCCACAUAUGUCCCUGCGGUAGCAAAUUCGCUCGGCACGACGCCCUCACCCGUCACCGUCAGCGCGGCAUGUGCAAAGGCGCGCUCCCCGGCUACGAGAAGUCGGAAGAAGAGAAGCCCAAGCGCGGCCGUCCCAAGAAGAACCGGCCAGACGAGAAGACCCGCACAACCAAAUCCAACAAAGCGCGUCAAAUGGACUACGACAACAGCAUGGCCCUGACCGCCGCCAUCUCCAACGCAGACUACUCCUCGCCCAACAGCUCGGGCAUGAGCGAGCACAGCCUCCCCAUGACGCCCCCGGACACCUCCGACUUCGACGCCGACGCCUUCAUCAACAUGGCCAACCACACGGAAGUCGACUACGACCAAAUGGCCGUCGACCAAUACAGCCACUGGCGCGACACCCCGCCCACCUCCCCCGCCACCUCGCACCACAAUCCCAUCAAGACCAUCUCGCCCGCGCUCCUCAACAACCAAGGCUUCACAGGCGCCUCCAGCCCCCUCAGCCAGCCAGAGCACUACGGCGCUGUCGACUCGCAGCCCCAUGCGCCCUUCCAGCGCCUCGCGUCACCCGAGUACGACUCCACGAACGGCAGCAGCCCGUACAACGGCGACGAGCCGGUGGACAUGCACGAUGUGAGCUGGAGCUCGCUCCUUCAGCACGACAAGGAGGAUUCGGUGUUCUUCAGCAAGGAUACUGAGGUGGCGACUGCUGCUUCGCUCGGUCCGAUGCUGGAUCAGUGGCUUGCGACUCAUUAGCGUUGCCGCGUCGGCGGAGGUGUACGAUAAUGGACAAGUCUCAACGCGCACAAUGAAGAAAGUGAUGGACGGAC
Molecule: messenger RNA, 2300 nt
Organism: Neohortaea acidophila
Lineage: Eukaryota; Fungi; Ascomycota; Dothideomycetes; Mycosphaerellales; Teratosphaeriaceae
Exons: 1
Coding region: 130-2226 (698 amino acids)
Cellular component (GO): nucleus
Source: RefSeq, a predicted model, not a curated record